Messenger RNA from Gracilinanus agilis (Agile Gracile Mouse Opossum), 538 nucleotides. Its product is annotated as serine/threonine-protein kinase D1-like. Lineage: Eukaryota; Metazoa; Chordata; Mammalia; Didelphimorphia; Didelphidae. The transcript has a single exon. The record is from RefSeq and is a predicted model, not a curated record. The annotation marks the transcript as partial.
CAAUCCUCAUCUCCCCUCCCUCCUCCGGCCGCGGGACUUUUCCGGAAAGUUUUUUAUUUUCCGCCGAGGCUCUGUAAGAAGCGCCUCACUCUCCAGCUGCAAAACUUUUCACCUCGUUCUCCCUUCCUUCCCCACCCUCUGCUUUCUCCUCUCCCUUUCGCCUGCUCUUCCUCUCUGCAGUGCUCUACUCUCCCUUGUGUCCGCUCUCCCUUGGCUCCCCUCGCUCCUGAUCUCCCUCCUCUAGACACACCUCCACCCCUGGUGCAGUUUUCCGAUGAGCGCCCCUCCAGUCAUCCGGCCGCCCAGCCCUUUGCUGCCGGUGGCAGCGGCAGCAGCGGCGGCGGCGUCUGCAGUGGUCCAGGGGUCAGUCCCGGUACCGACCCCGGCUCUGGCUCCGGUUCUGGCUUCAGCCGGGGGCAUCUCCUUUCAUCUCCAGAUCGGGCUGAGCCGGGAACCGGUGCUGCUGCUGCAGGACUCUUCGGGGGACUACAGCUUGGCUCACGUCCGGGAGAUGGCUUGCUCCAUAGUCGACCAGAAG